Molecule: messenger RNA, 2907 nt
Organism: Stylophora pistillata
Lineage: Eukaryota; Metazoa; Cnidaria; Anthozoa; Scleractinia; Pocilloporidae
Product: F-box/WD repeat-containing protein 9
Cellular component (GO): nucleus
Molecular function (GO): protein binding
Source: RefSeq, a predicted model, not a curated record
UGGACCUUAAUGAAAACACAGAUGAAUCACUUGUUCGAUAUGGUUUUAUUGUUUUGUUUUUUUUCGUUGAAUAGAACCUCAUGAAGGAUGUAACGUCAAUUCAUUGCUUUUAAAAUACAGAAAAGCUUAAUGGAUGUUGACGGUUGCAAUGGAGGUUGUCAUCUUGAUGGCACUGUACAGAGUGGAAGUGACAAAGUUGAAGAGCACCAACUAAAUUGCUUCCGAGAUAGUUUAGAAGAAGAAGGCAAGAAUUCACUAACCGGAGAAAAUAUGAAAAUGGGUUGCGGUGGACACUGUAACAAUUACUGUGAUCCAGCCAUCUCCUCUCCAGAUGCAACAGUAAAACUCAUAGAGGAAGUAAAUGGCAUAGACGCUUCAGAUGCAUGUACGACUGAUAACAAACAAAGGAAUUCUUUAUCUCUGGUAACUCUCCCACCAGAGUUGAUUCUUGUGAUUUUUUCAUUCCUCGAUGCACGGUUUGCACUGAGUGUGUUGACAGGUGUCUGUAGACUUUUUCAUCAUCUGCUGUCUCCUGAGUCUAGUUGGAAAACAAGGUUUGGAAAAAGAUGGCGACAGAGAGAUAAACGAGAAGAUUAUGACUAUGUGACAAGUUGGAAGAGAAUAUGUGUCCAACAUGAAGACAUGGAUAGAUUUUGGCAAGAUCCUGUUGCCUCUCUGGAUUUUUAUGAGCUUAAAGAUCAGCACUUUGCCACAGUAGAUGCAGUUCAUGUUAUGAGGGGCGGAGGCCUAUGCAUUUCAGGUGCAAGAGAUCGUUCUGUGGGGGUCUGGAAUCUAAAUGCUCUGUGUGUUCCUGAUGAGGUUGGAUAUGGAAAAAAGUCUUUCAAGCAAGCACUUGAUGGGCACAGGGGUUGGGUAUGGUGCCUUUCUAGUGACCCUACAGGAGCUCCUAGAGUGUGUUCAGGAUCAUGGGACAGUAAAAUAAAGUUGUGGGAUCUCCAGGGACAAAAUGUUGAGAUGACAACUAUAAGCACUCAUAAGGCAGCAGUACUUUGUUUGUCUUGGGAACAAGAGAUGCUGAUAUCUGGUUCCUAUGAUAAGAGUAUUUCAUUGUGGGACCUAAGAGCUGGCAAUAUCAUCAGUAAAUUGAAGAACCACAGUAAGCCAGUGUUGUGUCUGUCUGUGGAUGACAGGUUUAUUAUAAGUGGAAGUGAGGACAAGACUCUUUGCGUGUAUGAUAAAAGAGCUGCACAAGUUUAUAAAACAGUAAAGCUUGAGAGUCCAGUCUUCAGCUUGUGCCAUAGUUCCACUUGUGGCUAUAACUACCUGAGGGUUGGAGGAAGGGAAGGUCGCCUGCAUUUGUUGGACACAACAGCUGAUAAAUUUGAAGAGAUAACACCCAGCAUUGAACUUGAUUCCAAUGGGAAAAUCUCUGCUAUGUGUCACUAUGGAGGUGCAGUGGUAGCCUGCUCAUCAGACAAAUCUAUUAAGGUGCUGGAACCCUCUCGUGUCUUAUCUGUGAUUCAUUCAUUUGACUGUCAUUCUGGACAAGUUGCAUCAGUUAGUAGUAGAGGACCUGUCUUGGCAUCUUGUUUCAGUGAACUCAGCAUAGGAAUAUGGAGGCCAAAGAAUCUUAGACCAGCUCAAAGGAUAUGAUGUUGGAUUCUGGUGAACUUAGACAUAAAACAGAUUCAUAAUGAUGGCCAUUCAUUAAACUGUACCUCACCAUACCUUGCAUUCAUUAAACUGUACCUCACCAUACCUUGCAAUCAUCUGUAAAUAUCUUCUAAUCUUCUCAAGAAGAUUGUAGUGGUUAUGACUGGUUUUGCAUUAUGACAAAAGAAAGCUGUGGAAAGCUUGCAUUGUAUCAUUUUCUUAUAUAUUUCCAUUCUUCGUUCAUUUGUCCAUUCUUUGUAGAUAAAAACUAGAGUAAUCAAAAUCCAGUCUUUAUUUCCUCCAUUUCUUUUUCACUACAAGAAGGAAACCAGUCAUAAAUUUUUGUAAGAAGAUUUCUAUUCAAUCUAUUUGUUUUUACCCGAACACACACAAUCAUGUUGAGAGAACAAAUAAAGGCAAAGGCCUUUUGUCUAUCAGAACAGAAUAGUUACUUUUUGUACAAAACGACUUGUCUUUUAGUGUAAUAGUUUUGGUCACAUAAGUCAAUAAAAAAUCGGCGAAAAGAAAAACAGCCCUUGGAAAGUGAGGGUACAAAAAAGAAUGAGACAUCGCUCGGAAUUCGCAUGCGUGGAGUCAAGUGUUUUGUUGUUGUUGUUGUUGUAGUUGUUGUUUUUUUUUUCCCUCUCUCUUUUCUUUUCUUUUCUUUAAGCCGAUCUUGAUCAACUCACUUGAGGGAUUACUGUUAAUCCGGGACUAUUUGUAUUAAUUAAUGAAUUAAUUUACUUCAUUGUAAUUGUAAUUGUGAUUGUAAUUACUUAUUGUAAUCUUUGACAAUAAGUUGAAUAUGGAACGUCAAGUUUCGGCUAUUUGUAAAUCUGCAUUUUUUCACAUCCAGAAUAUUUCUCGGAUUAGAAAGUUUUUGUCAGUUAGUAGUACUAAGGCAUUAGUACACGCCUUCAUUACAUGCAGAUUAGACAACUGUAAUUCUCUGUUAUAUGGUCUUCCAAAACAUUUAGUCCAUAGAUUGCUGUUAAGAUGUUAAUGAACUUGUGCGCGUGCGACUCGCGUGCGCGUGCGACUCGCGUGCGCGUGCGACUCGCGUGCGCGUGCACGUGCGCGUGCUUUGGGACUACAUAGGCUAAUAAUAUCAUAAGCAAAUCACGCAGACCUUUUAAUUUUGGCGAGUGCGAUUUUUUAGAGGGAGUUGAAAAGUUUUUAGUUUAUCGAGUAGCAGUUUUUGUUUAAUGGUCGUUAUCAUUUACCGUGAGUCUACAGUUUACCAUGUUGGAAUUAAAGUGUUUGUUUGGAUUUCCCGUUUCGCUUCCGAACAAU